Molecule: messenger RNA, 2199 nt
Organism: Trypanosoma rangeli
Lineage: Eukaryota; Euglenozoa; Kinetoplastea; Trypanosomatida; Trypanosomatidae
Product: putative protein kinase
Exons: 1
Coding region: 1-2199 (732 amino acids)
Biological process (GO): MAPK cascade; protein phosphorylation
Molecular function (GO): MAP kinase kinase activity; ATP binding
Source: RefSeq, a predicted model, not a curated record
AUGCGAACGAGAAAAACGCGGCCCCCACCGGCGGGUUUUCUUCUCGCCUUACCUCCUCCUGCUGUAUCUGACGAGGUACAGGUACAGCAGAAGAGUGAACUCUUCAUCAAUGUGGAUGAUACGAACGUCUCACCUGUAGUCACAAUGAAUGGCCCACUUUUCCCCGCCCGUUUUUUUCACGUGAACAAUACGAAUCUUUUCGUGUUGAUUGAUGGUGUGUCGAUGUUUACCGAGGGGAAGACGACACAGAAGGAGGAAGCGGCAUCACUUCUUAUUGGCGAUGAGAACGAGGUCACCGCCACAGUCAAAGUAACAAGGAAACUACCCCAUCUUAUUUCGGCCAAUGCAUUUGACUCGGUCGAAGCGGCAAUUCGCGGCAUUGAGGGCGAUGGUAACGAGGCGUCUCCGUCUUCCACGGCAUCUGCCGUUUUUUCUCCAGUUGCACAGUUUUCGUCUUUGGCUGCAAGUGUGGAAGUGGGUGCUUUUCCAACGUCUGUCGUUUCAGCAGCAGGAGGGAGUGGGAAAGUAGGGAAACAGCCGGGGAUACCGCAAAUGUAUGCAUCACUUUUUGAGGGUGCGUCAGUUUCCCCAGCGGCUGGUUUGGGAAGUAAGUUUUGUAAUGACGGUAUUGUUAAACUCCACGGUUUUGUGCCUGGGGUUACGGUUCCCGCGUGCAGCGUGAAGACGUCGUCGGCUACGUACAUACCAUCAGACUCUGUCGCGACGACGUUAUCAACUGGGGAAAUGUCUCUGUCUACAACCCUUUCUGCGGUGACCACGAAUGCUGCACACAGUUCAACUGGUAAAAAGCACAGGGGUAAGUUUCACCGUGGCGGUACAAAAGUGCCGAAUAGAGGAUUUUCUGCAAGUGAUAUUGGCCGCACAAAUCGAUCGUUGGUUUUGGAGGCGGUGGUAAUGCUUGACUUUAUUGGAAAAGGCUCGCAAGGAACCGUGCACCGCGUUAUGCUUGAUGAGAAGCUUUAUGCACUGAAGUGUAUUGAUGUGAAGGAGGUGACAGAAGCCACCAAUGCUGUAGAAAGGCAAGGUAGAAAACAAGGUCUUGUGAAGGAGCUGAACAUGAUUCGCCUUCAGAGGUCGCGGGAGCCUCCAAAGCAUUUGAUGCAGGUUUUCAAUGCUGUUGCUACUCUUGACAACGAACGACAACAAUUAUAUAUAUUGAUGGAGUUAAUGAGUUUUAGUGUAGAAGAUGCGCAGAGGAUGCUUUCACGUUUCCCCGUUCAUGAAAUGAUGAAAGUGACGCAGUCUACCUUUCGCAAUCAUCUUGCAGGAUCCGCCAUGGCUCAGAAGCAAACUGAGAAGCUGUUAAAACAGCGAUCUGCCUCGUGUAUGCAUCUAACGGGGCGAAGUUCUUACAACGUGCCAGAAGAUUGGGAGUCUAAUAUUGAUCGUCAGACUCCUGCACCGGAGAUUGUCUUGUCCAUGCUGGCGGCGGACGUCUUAAAGGGACUUCAGGAAUUGCAUGAUAACUUUUCAAUUGUACAUUGUGACCUUAAACCCGCAAAUGUUCUGCUGGAUUUUAAUAAAAGGUGUUUCAAGAUUGCCGACUUUGGGUGUGGAUGCCAGAUGGAUCUAACUACUCGACAGGUGAGAAGAAGAGGGAAUGAUUUAGGCUCUAAGCUGUACAAAGCUCCUGAACGUUUGCAGCAUGAAUUGGCGGGCACCGAAGCUGAAGAUGAGAUGCCAUGGGCUGAGUUUACUUCCGCUGCUGAUGUGUGGUCGCUGGGUAUCAUGUUGUUAGAACUCAGCAAUGGUGUGAGCCCUUGCUACUCCUUCAAGUCGGAUUACUGGAACUUUGUCAACAAUUUGAAGCUGUCUCGCAUGGUGAAACCCCUUGCAUGGUCCUCCGCAUUCCACGACUUCAUUGUGCGUUGCCUGAUGCAGGACCCUGCGCAGCGUUGGACGGUGCACAAGCUGCAGCAGCACCCUUUUAUUCUUAGAUAUAGCCGGGUUCCCCGGGAAAAACUAAGGUCCUUUAUGGAACGUCUAAAGAAUGAGUCGGAAACCUUCCAACUUCGCCAGCAGCGCGAGCUUCUUGAGAAGCAGAUACUACUGAGCACAGGCAAAAAGGCUCAUGACCGGUACCAAAAGCAGAGCCGGACGCGUUGGAAGGCGUUUACCGGAUUUCUUAGCGUGGCUCCGCAGUUUGAAGACACAGAGAAGUUUCCAUGUCUGAGUUAA